AUAAAAAAUGGACACAACCAAAGAAGUUAAAAAAGGAGAAGAAGAAACUAAGAAGGCCAAGGCUAGAAUUACAUUAACAUGCAAAAAUUUAAAGUCUGUAGAAAAAGCCUCAAAUGAAAUUAUUACAAGAGGAAAAAAAAUCGAAAACGUGGAAGUUAGAGGACCUGUUAGAAUGCCAACUAAAAUUUUAGUUCAUACAGUAAGAAAAUCACCUUGUGGUGAAGGUUCCAAAACUUGGGAAAGAUAUGAAAUGAGAAUAUAUAAACGCGUUAUUGAUUUAACAUGCUUAGUUUCAGAUAUUAAGAACAUUACUAAUUUUAGAAUUGAUCCUGGUGUUGAAAUUGAAUUAACAAUAACUUCUGACGAAUGAAGAAAACAAAAUUAAAUAUAAUUAUUUUUAUUUUUAUGUAAUUAUUUUUUAUUUAAUUUUUUUCUUUUUUUUUUUUGAUAUUUUUUUUUUUCUACAAUUAAAUAAUGCUAUUUUGGAAAUUUUAGUAAACUUUAUAGUAAAUUCUUUGCUCAUUAUUUUAUUGUAGUAAAAGUUAAAAAAUUUCAAAAAAAAAAGAAAAUCAAAUUAAAUUUUUAUUUAAACAAAGAGCAAAAUAUUUUUU
Molecule: messenger RNA, 611 nt
Organism: Ichthyophthirius multifiliis
Lineage: Eukaryota; Ciliophora; Oligohymenophorea; Hymenostomatida
Exons: 1
Coding region: 8-370 (120 amino acids)
Biological process (GO): translation
Cellular component (GO): cytosolic small ribosomal subunit; ribosome
Molecular function (GO): structural constituent of ribosome
Source: RefSeq, a predicted model, not a curated record